AUGAGAGUGGCUCGGAGUCUGAACAUGGCCCCACCGAGGAAAAUUCCCCCCCUAACUGCCACCAUUGUUGCCGCCACUGCAACCAAUCCCAGGUUUGAGCAUGAUAAGGGUGGAAAGGUGUCGUAUAUAGGCGAGAAGGCACUUCGUGGGAUUUACCAUGGCUGCAUCAAGAAGAGUGCGGUGAUGAAGGAGAUCUUCUCUCAACAGUUCAUCAGGCCAGCUAAGGUGAGGACGAAAACCGUCGUGGGGGUGGGCGUGAAGAGGGACCACCGUGGCAACCCCAUGUACAACUGGCAGCCACAUGCCAACUGUGAAGCUGCCCUCGCACAUUCUCGCGGUGAUAUUUCUCCAGAGCCCUGCGAUCGGUGCAGGGAGGGUCAAGGCCGGUUCGCCGAGUGUGUGGUGAUGCCGGGCAAGUUCAAAGGUGCCUGUGCGAAUUGUCGGUGGGCGGCAAAAGAUUCGUCGUGUUAUUUCCGAAGGCAGUAG
This is a messenger RNA of Podospora anserina S mat+, 486 nucleotides long. RefSeq lists its product as uncharacterized. The coding region runs from base 1 to 486 and encodes 161 amino acids. The transcript has 3 exons. NCBI's taxonomy places the organism in Eukaryota, Fungi, Ascomycota, Sordariomycetes, Sordariales, Podosporaceae. The record is from RefSeq and is a predicted model, not a curated record.